AUGGAGUCUUUAAGGAUGAAGAAAGUAGAAGAACUUAUGAGUUUCAUCAACAAAUGUUGUGAGAAAGGAGAAGCUGUUGACAUAGCUCGUGCUUUCUUCGUUACAUCUCUCAGUAUCAUCUCAAAUGCUUUGUUAUCUAUGGAUUUAGCGACCCAUGAUUCCGAGUCAUCUCACGAGUUCCACAACACGGUGAUUAGCUUGAUGGACGUGAGUGGAAAACCCAACUUCGGAGACUAUUUCCCGUUUCUUAGGUUUCUUGAUCUACAAGGUACCCGUAAAGAAGCAACGCUUUGCACAGAGAGAUUAUUUAAAAUUUUUCAAGAAUUCAUCGAUGCUCGGAUGGCUAAGAGAUCAUCUCAGAGAGAGCGUAAAGAGACUUCGAGCUUCGAUUUGCUAGAUACUCUUCUGGAUCUUGCUCAGGAGGACAAAGCAGAACUCAGUAUAAAUGAAAUCAAACACUUUGUUCAAGAUGUGUUUACUGCUGGUACAGACACAACUUCUAGUACAAUGGAGUGGGCAAUGUCAGAGUUAAUCCGUAACCCGGAAAAGAUGAUCAAGGCUCAGAGUGAGAUACGGCAUGUGAUAGGUGGAAACGGUGUCGUUCGAGAAUCUGAUAUCCAGAGGCUGCCUUACUUACAAGCAAUUGUGAAAGAGACACUUCGUUUGCAUUCUGCAGCUCCUUUGAUCCCUCGAAAAGCAGAAGCCGAUGUCGAAAUCUUCGGUUUCCUCGUUCCUAAAAACGCCUCGGUUUUGGUGAACGUGUGGGCGAUAGGACGAGACUCGAGCGUGUGGGAGAAUCCAAUGAGGUUCGAGCCAGAGAGGUUCUUGUUACGAGAAAUUGAUGUGACAGGCAACGACUUCAAGCUGAUACCUUUUGGAUCGGGACGAAGGAUGUGUCCAGGAUCCUCGAUGGCUCUUAGAACAAUGUCUAUGGUGCUUGCGUCUCUUCUCUAUUCCUUUGACUGGAAGCUUGAAAAUGGUGUCGUCCCACAAAACAUGGACAUGAGCGAUGUCUUCGGUGUUACAUUGCGGAAGGCCAAACCUCUACGUGCCUUGCCUAUCAAGCAGCCUGUGCGAUCGUCAUAA
Messenger RNA from Arabis nemorensis, 1086 nucleotides. NCBI's taxonomy places the organism in Eukaryota, Viridiplantae, Streptophyta, Magnoliopsida, Brassicales, Brassicaceae. The record is from the annotation of a GenBank genome assembly.